ACGACCCACAGCUACUAUAUUACCAGGUACCGACACAACCCACACAACCAACACAACCCACACAACCAAAAGAGACAGAUACACAGAGCAACCACCAACAAACCACCGAAGAAGGCUGGUUGCACGCCCAGCUUUGUCUCUCAAUCGACACAGCCCCAUCUAGCUUUAGUAUCAUCAUCAUCAUUCGAGAACCUCGCUUUCGGCUUUAUCUUCGCAGCUGUCGCCUUACUAGUACUCCCUGGGCGCUUCCAGUUCAUUUCCUUUCCUUGCCUUCGUUCAUUGGUUUCUUACAGACCUCAGUCCUCGCACAGUUUUCACCUUCGCCAAAGCCCAAAGCACCAUGAGCCCCAAGGAUACCCCCACGAAGACCGAUAAGGACCUGGAAAGCCAACUCGGCACUGCGAGGACUCAUCAGCAGGAGCAGGAGGCGAUUGAUGACCUGGCCCGUGAGAUCUUGCGUCUCACUUCUCCGUUCUCCGAAGAACCAGCCGACGAGGAAGAUGUCGGCUCCAGCGAGACGGAAGGAAUCGACCAGUCCAAGUUGGUUCAGUCCGUCAUAGACCGAAUCACUGCUGCCGCUCUCGAGCAGAUCGCAACCGAACAAAAGGCAAAGGACGAAGACACUGCUUGCUGUACUAGUAUGGAAAAGCGGUUGCCCAGCAGCAAGAAGGAGGAGCACAAGAAGAUCCGUCCGACGACCCAUCCAGGUAUCUUGCAAGCUACUACGAGUAGCAGCGGCAGUAACCAGAUCCCCGUUGUGCCACCCACGCAAUUGGUCCGCAACACAGCGAGCAACACGCCUCGGGCAGUUGGAUCGCCUGGAGCCUAUGCAGUCGCACCCAGCAGUGAACUGAGUGGGCGUGACCCAGACAGCAGUACGACCUCCUCUUCUCGUGAUCUAGUAGAGUCUCCAUCGCCAGCUGUAAUGACCGCUGGUGCCGCUGUCGGAGGCAGCGACGACGGCGCCACGACCUUGGAGGCCGUUCGAGUGGAUGACAUCACGGUAAGGGCAGAGCCAAUGCAGGAAGGUGAAGGCUCCAAGAGCCAUUCGCAACAUAAGAUCUUCUGGGGCAGUGCUGCUACCAUACUCUUGCUGGUACUGAUCCUUGCCACGACACUGACAAGGUCCAAGGAUGAUGGCAGUGAUGAUUUGCCGGCAGAAACACUUUCCCCCACCUAUGAUCCGGACACACGCUUAUCUCUUUUGCGAGAGUUUGUCUUUCAGGAAAUGAAGCCGCUCUAUGAACGCAACUACAAGAACAAACGAGGCGUGGAUGGGGAGCUUAUCAAUGCUACCAUGCUGUUGGAGGAUGCUCUCUACGAUCCUCAAGCACCCCAGAAUCAGGCAUGUCUGUGGCUUGCUCACGAAGACAGUGAGGUGGCAGAAAUCAGACAACCUUGGCUCGACCAAGGUUACAUCAGUAGCAGCUCCAACACUUCCUCCUCCUCUAUCACGACCACCAAUGUCUCAAGUUCUCUGCGCAACACUGCAGGUCGGCGAUUACUGCGUCAUCAGCCAGCCAAGCGUCGGACCAUCAUCCAGCGCUAUGUACUGGCUGUCUUGUAUUAUUCCACCACAGAAGCCAACGUCAGCGACUGGACAGACUCCUUUGAGUUCUUGACCGAUGGCCCAGAAUGUGACUGGUCCGGAUCCCUGUUGUGUGAUUCCAAUGGGUCCAUCACUCACUUGGAGUUGCAGAAGAAUAACCUACAGGGGACGAUUCCUCUAGAGCUUGGUGCCCUGACAGCUCUGGAUUUCUUGCAGCUCGGUGGUAACCCCCUGCAAGGGACACUGCCAGAAGCACUCAGUGAGCUGACUAGCAUGAAGAAGUUUGAUGUUGCAUCCAAUGACCUGACUGGCACGGUUCCAGACUCCCUGUACCAAAGCUGGAAGGGCAUUGAAACCUGGAACUUGGCUACGAACCAUUUCUCAGGAACUGUUUCUUCGCACCUAAGUGAGUUGGUGAAUCUCAAGGCCAUGGCUUGGGCAGGAAACGAUCUGGAAGGAACCUUCCCUGCUUCUGUUUGGACAAAUUUGUCCAAACUGGAGGAGAUUGACUUCUCAAGGCAAACUGCAAUGUCAUUUUUUAUUGGCACAGAGAUUGGCAAAUGCUCCAAUCUACAGAGCCUUGCCUUCAAUAACAUGGUGCAUGAUGGUUCCAUUCCCACACAGCUAGGGUUGCUGACGAAAAUGACACAUUUGGGACUCGCGGGCAACCACAUAACGGGCACUCUUCCGAGUGAAAUUGGAGCCUUCAGCCAGCUUGAUUAUUUGACUAUGAGCAUGAAUGCGUUCACUGGAACUGUGCCAACCGAGUUUGCCCAGCUGACUUCAUUGACGCGCCUGUUCUUGCAAAACACUUUGCUGACAGGUGACGUUUCCUUCUUAUGUGAAGCCAUUGAUUCAGGGAGAAUGAAUCCUUUGGAUCACAUGCGGUUUGACAUGCAAGAAGUUACGGGAUGUUCCUGCUGUACAUGCUGUCACUACUAAUGUUAGUGACUGGUGUUUUUUGUAUACGGUAGGGAUCUUCUUAGGGUGCCAUGUGGAAAAUGCGUCUCAAACGGCAGUAAUGCACAUAUCAAAAGCAUAGCUUGAUUAUCAACUCUUGCUCCAGAAUAGCCUGGCUUGGAUUCCUUCUCACCUGUAAAGUUAGUUGCAUGUUCCGGCUACACCAACCUCUUCUCG
Messenger RNA from Seminavis robusta, 2686 nucleotides. Lineage: Eukaryota; Bacillariophyta; Bacillariophyceae; Naviculales; Naviculaceae. The record is from the annotation of a GenBank genome assembly.